AUGCCGAAGGGCGCGCUGUCUAUCGCCACAGUCGCAGUCGAACGAACGUGGAAUAUGUGGAAGACGGGGCAUUUUGUUCAACCAACCAAGGCUUCUCAGCGCCAAUUUGCCGAAGGACUCUGGAGCUACAGCAUGGAGCUCAUCAUGGAGUCCAUUGACAGAGCCACUCAUCGUAAAUGGAAGAAGAUCUUCAAGGGUGCUGCUCCAUUCAUCGAUGCUCAUCGGAAACGACCGACUCGGCGCACACAGUUACAGGCUAAGGGUAAGGGUGUGAAUGGUCGAACUGUCUGUGUAGAUGUAGAUUCUCAUUCGGAUUCUGGUUCUGAUAUCUUGCUCAUGGCCUAA
Messenger RNA from Suillus fuscotomentosus, 345 nucleotides. RefSeq lists its product as uncharacterized. The transcript is spliced from 2 exons. The record is from RefSeq and is a predicted model, not a curated record. NCBI's taxonomy places the organism in Eukaryota, Fungi, Basidiomycota, Agaricomycetes, Boletales, Suillaceae. Bases 1 to 345 code for a protein of 114 amino acids.